Molecule: messenger RNA, 4555 nt
Organism: Octopus bimaculoides (California two-spot octopus)
Lineage: Eukaryota; Metazoa; Mollusca; Cephalopoda; Octopoda; Octopodidae
Product: toll-like receptor 2 type-2
Biological process (GO): inflammatory response; signal transduction
Cellular component (GO): plasma membrane
Molecular function (GO): signaling receptor activity
Source: RefSeq, a predicted model, not a curated record
CAAAACAAAUUAAAACGAGUGCCGGCGAUAUUGAGAAUAUAAAAAUUCCUUCCGCUUUUAUUCAGAGGUUGCUGUCAUUUAACCUUGGAUUAUGUACAUGCAUUCUGUUUAGUUUUUCUUCACAAUUGCCUCUGUUAUCAAGCCAAAUUAGCAAGAUUGGCAGCGAAAUUAGAGAACUAUCUGGGAUGAAAAGAAUCUUCUACUCUGAUUGGUGGAAAGAAACGUGUACUGGAUUCACAAACAUAUACAUGGAUUCGGCAGCAAUGACAGAGGUUUAAUUUUAUAAGGCUAAUCAAUUGAUAUUAUUUCCAAAUUUCUAGUACCAUAUUUCGAAACAUUUUAGGGGUUUUUUGUUUGUUUUAGGUUGGUUUUUAUUUUUUUAUUUUUUGUACGAUCUAACAAAUACACAUCUUACAUUAACUCAUCGAUAUGAUUCAAACAAUUUUAAAGAAAUAAGAAGGUUAAUGAAAUAAUAAUUCAUAUUGCAAAUUUUAAGAGCGGCAUUUGCUUUCGUAAACAACGUUCCGAUUAUUGUGACAUCGUAAAAUUUUGAAAUAAUAUUUUAAAACUAUAUCUAAUAAAGAGAAUGGUGAAUUCAAAUGAACACUGUGAAAUUUGAAAUAUCCUGAUAAUUCUUUAUGGGAUAAAUAUGGAUCUUUGUCAUUCCUUGAUACGAUUAAUUGUUUUAAAAGCUAUACUUGGAUUUAUUGUCAUAUCAACCGUCGAAGGAGAUUAUGAAUGCAAUACAAACGAAUGCUUUUGCGAAAAUUUACCCUAUAUACCAAAGUUCCCAGCCAACACAACGUUUGUAAAAAUCAUAAAUCCGACGUUUUCUCAAUUUGAUUCUAAAAUCUUGUGGAAUUUAACUACUAUACAUUUAACAAAAUUGUCAUUUAUAGGAUGUGUAUUUCACAAUGCAUCUAAAUACGUUUUUGCAAGAUUGCACCUCCUAGAAAUUCUUAAUUUCAAGCUGUGUAAACUGACCCAACAUGCCUUGCAACAAAUCUUUCGCAGUAUUUCAAGUAUGAAUAUAACUUCGUUAGAAUUUGAUGGAGUUAACAAAAACAAGUGGUCAUUCCAAUUUUUACAAGGUAUUACAAAUUACAAUAUUGCUAGGUUUUGUGUAAUGAGAUCCAAAAUAAACGUAUUUAAUGGUAGCGAGCUUCUACCCUUAAAGAAUUUAAAAAUACUUGAUUUAAGAUUUGAUAGCAUUUCUAAAGUUGUAUCUUGGGGAAAACACCCAUAUCUAACAGAUCUGAAUUUAUAUGGAAACUUCAUAUACUAUAUGGUUCACUUUGUAGACACUAGCGGAAGAAUCUCAUUUCCCAUGUUGGUACGUUUAGAAAUAUCUUUAUAUCGUUGGAAUAUUCUGGUCAGAGGAACAUUCAAAGGACUGGAUAAGGUAAAAACAUUAGGCAUCUAUGCUCUGAAUUUGCACUUAAUAAAGCCAAAAGUAUUGACUCCUUUAAAAGAAUUAAUAAACUUUUCCCUCACUGCUCAGAAGUCACUCUCAUUACAAUUGGGCAAACAUGCUUUUGAGAGUACAACUUUACGUUCGCUGACAUUGAGAAAUAUUACAUUAGAGAUCCCAAAAUCAAAUUUGAGCGGUAUAUUUAAUGCAUGCCGUCAUAUCACUUUACUGAAAUUUCAAGCUGUAUCCAUCAAUGGAAAUGCAUCCAUAAAUGAACUUUUAAUGGAUUUAAAAAACCUUGAAUACUUAGAGCUAACCGGAAAUACGAUGAGAAAUGUUCCAGAUUGUGUAUGCGAUAUGAAAAGGCUUCAUACGCUUAUUCUUUCGAGAACAUGGAUAAGAAAAUGGCAAACGACAAACUGCACUGUGAUGAACAUUUUAAGGGUAUUUUCAUUAUCGUAUAAUAGAAUAUUUAACGUUAAUAAGACUUCUUUCUCUAAAGCUCUCUUCUCUAAUACGAACCUUAAAUGGGAUCUUUCCCAUAAUUCUUAUAUAUGUAACUGUCGAAUACUAUGGUUUAGAGACUGGAUGAGACAAAAUUCAGCGCGAUUGAUACAUUAUCCUAAAUCAUAUUUAUGUUCCAACCCUGCUCCAGUGAGAUUCCUCCAGAUUGCUAAAUACUAUGUUUCGUGGGAUUAUUGUGCAAAUAUAUCAAAGCAAUCGCCCAUAGCUGUGUCAGGUUGUGUGCUUGGAACACUCUCUGUUAUUUUUAUCAUCACUGGACUAGUGUCGUAUAUAAAAAGAUGGUCGAUACGAUACUGGGUUUAUCUUUUUUUUGCUAGGAGAAGGAAAUACCAACUUCUUGAAUGUACGAGUGAACAUAAUUAUGAUGCCUUUGUCUGUUAUUGCGGUUCUGAUGUUGGAUGGGUUACCAAAUACUUACUCCCCAUACUCGAAGAAGAAAAUGACCUACACCUCUGUUUGCAUGACAGAGAUUUUGCAGUUGGUAAUGAUAUUGUUGAUAAUAUUGUAGAUAGUAUUCAGCAGAGUCGUAAAGUGGUACUGGUAUUAUCUUCUGAUUUUGCACAAAGUCAAUGGUGCCAAUUUGAGACUAGUCUUGCACAGCAACGGUUAUUUGAAGAGAAAAAGGAUAUCAUCGUACCAAUACUUCUUGAAGAAAUACCCACUGAAUUACAGACUAUGAGACUGGCUCUACUACUUAAGCAGAAAACGUACUUAGAAUGGUCCAAUGAAACACGUGGUCAAAUGCUGUUUUGGGAACGCCUCGUUGAAAUUCUCCUGGAAACAUCUGCAUACAAGGAAAUUUAAAUACAAAGUAACACUGCAUUUUGCAACAUUUUUCUUCUGUUCGCUUCUUUUGCCUUUGGCUCUACCAAUUUGUUAUUACGUUUGUUCUUGUGAAACAUAUUAUUUUCUUCUGAUACUGUCAGUGAAAAACCUCUGAUUUUGUUUUGUGCCAAUUUUUUUUUUCAAUUAUUUCUUAGCAUUUUUACUCGCGUAUCUUCAUUUUAUAUCAUUCAGUGAGUUUUCAGCUGUAUUUUUUAUAUCUAUUUUAUCAAAUCGAAAAAUAUUUCCAAGAUAUUUUUAUCAUCUGGACUUCAUCUAAACAUGAUUAGGCUGUACCUAUAACAAAGUUUAUAUUAUUGUACAAAUCAUUUUAAACGGCGAGCUGGCAAAAUUGUUAGAGCUUCAGAAAAAAUACUCUACGAUCGAUAUUUCUUUCGGCUCUUUACGUUCUGGGUUCAAAUGCCACCAAGAUCAAAUUAGUCAUUCAACCCUCCGGCAUCAAUAUUUUACCAGUCAGGUACUGAGUUUGAUGCUAUCAACUUUUUCCUCUCCUGAAAUUUAUUGGCCAUGUACAUAAAUUAGAAAGAAUAUGGAAAGCUGGAUUUGUUGUCUUUUAGUCUUGAAAGGAUUUUCAAAUAUUGUUUUGGUUUUUAUACAAUAUUGCCUACAAUGUUGCUGAUAUGUUAAAUUAAAACAGAUACAGAAUGAAGAGAAACAAAAUUAAAUUGCAACUGCGUAGAUAUUAAUUUGGAAUUAACAAAAGGAAAAUCAUGGACGUUUUGUGGUUUAAAGUAUGUGGUUAUUUAAUUUAUUGGACACAUUAACCAUUUAAAGUUAAUUCUCAAUUGAUUGAGUGUGAAACAAAUUUAAAAGACUGUCGGAGAAUGCAAUGCUGAAAUUUCUGGAGUUUCAUGGACUCCUUUUACAAGGCAUCUAGCUUCUCAGUGAAGCAAACUCUGAAAAUACCAACAUUACUAUAGCCCUGUUGUCACUACGCUGAAGAUUUCCAGUUGGGAAAGGCAUUAAAUCGGAAGUUGCUACCUUACCAAGAUCUCUUUAUGUGUUUCAAAAUGGUCAUCAGAUGUAUUGAUCGGAAAUGUGGCAACAAUAUCAACUGGGAGCUACAAACAGACACCUGAUUUACAGACGACAUCAGCUUAUCGUAAAACAUUCGAUUAUCUCUGAUCAUGCUGACAGAAAUGGACAUUCAGAUUUCAUCUCUACGCCUCAAAAUAGAUUGCAUUGAAACACAGUACAAACGUGCAAAAUCGUAGCAAAUCUCAGAAUAGUAGUGGAAAGCAAUAGAAAACAGUAACAUAUGCUGAGGAAGGAACAUUGGAACAUUGACAUUCUGAGUAGAUUAAGAACAAGUGAUGAACGUUUUCGCCCCAAUUAAAGAUUUGCUGUCAUAUUCCAACUGUACUUUAGUGUAUGUCGUUGCUAUUCAGUGGACAAAAUCAGGUACAUAUAACUAUCUCAAGGCACUCUCAGGAUGUGGUGGGCCUCUAAGACCGAUGAGAUAAUGUCGCUACUCUCUGAAACAAUGCAUCAAUAAGAUCAUAAAAGAAAACUCGUCCGCAAGCAUUCUACCGUUUGCAGCCCGGCAAAGGCAGUUCCUGAAAUGUGUAACUGAAGUAUUCUUAUUUCAUAGUUGCUAUCUAUUUUUCUUCAAAAGUAUCCGCUAAUAAUUAUGUUUCCUUUUACAUAAAUUAUUGUUUAUAUUAUAUAGAGUUUAUUUUUUUUUUAUUGUAGUCUUGUUGUAAGUGUAUCGUCAUUGAUAUAUCUUCAUUAUUCUAAAGAUUGGUGCACGACUAAAUUAUAGUCGUCUAAGUGAAU